Scomber japonicus (chub mackerel) is the source of this 1286-nucleotide messenger RNA. Its product is annotated as ADP-ribosyl cyclase/cyclic ADP-ribose hydrolase 1-like. The coding region runs from base 91 to 921 and encodes 276 amino acids. The record is from RefSeq and is a predicted model, not a curated record. Gene Ontology annotation, molecular function: NAD+ nucleosidase activity; phosphorus-oxygen lyase activity. The transcript has 8 exons. Gene Ontology annotation, biological process: positive regulation of B cell proliferation. Gene Ontology annotation, cellular component: plasma membrane. Lineage: Eukaryota; Metazoa; Chordata; Actinopteri; Scombriformes; Scombridae.
ACUGUCCGAGCGCGAGCGUCGCUCUUAACAAACAACUAUUGACAGACUAACUUUUUCAUUAGUGUUCAUACAGUAAAGAACUAAUCAUACAUGGAGCGGGAAGUGCGCCUGCUCUCAGAGAAGAGGCACAGAAGAAGACCCUGUAUCAUGUUUAGUGUUACCGUUGUGUUACUUGUGUUUGUUAUUGUCGGUGUUGCGUUGGGACUGACGCUGCGUCACCAAAAUGACUCAUUCAAGGAAACGUUUAUGUCCAGGUGUGAAAAGUUUAAAAGAUCCGACUGUCAAAAGAUAUGGCAUGCAUUUGAGCAAGCGUAUGUAGGACGAGACCCUUGUAAUGUUCCCAUGGAAGAAUAUAACCCCCUCCUUGCCGCAGCUCCCCCCCAACCUGCAUGCAACAGAAUAAUGUUGUGGAGCAAAACAAAAGAUGUUGUCCAUGAUUUCACUGAGAAGAGAGAUUGUUUUGGGACUCUGGAGGACACUCUGCUGGGAUCCGUCCUAGAUGAUCUGACCUGGUGUGGAAAGGAGGGCAGCUCUGAAACUUUCACUACUGGCUGCCCAGGAUGGACAGAAUGUGAAAACAACCCUGUUCGCUCCUUUUGGUACAGAGCCUCAGCUGCAUUUGCAGACGCUGCCUGUGGUGAUGUCACAGCGAUGCUAAACGGGUCCAUCAGCACACCUUUUUAUCCUACAAGUAUUUUUGGGAGCAUCGAGGUGAAGAGGUUGAACUCCACCAGGGUGAAGAGCCUGAAUGUUGUUCUGGUCAAAGAACAGAAUGAAGUGGCAAACUGUACAAAUGCAUCUUUAAAGGACUUACAGAAGGAGUUGGAUAAAGAAAUUAAAUACAACUGCAAGGAAGUGGAAAAAUCUCAGAUUGAAGAGUGCGCCUCUGACCCACAGAAACCCUGCGGAGCCUGCUGGUGAAGAUGUGUGUCAGAUUAAACCGUCAGACCACACGGCGGCAAUAACCAACUUUUUUUUAAUUUCUAGAUUUGACAAUCAAAUAAUGUGCUUCAAAUAAUGUGAUUCUUUUUGUACCUGUGGGCCAGUUUGACUUAAUGUGAAAUAUGUUUUUUUUUUUUUUUUUUACAUAUUCAUUGAUAUAUUUACAUUCUAACGAUGCACCUUUUGUAUAAUAUAAUGAACAGGUUCAGGGUGUGAUGGGGAAGCUUUUUACUAAAUCUUAAAGACUAGUAAUAACUUGUCGUACUGUACUUGUAGGGUAAGAUACCUCUGCUGCUAUCCGAUUAUAGGCUCAACUGAUGAGCUCACUCCUACUUAAUGGCAGA